Messenger RNA from Ostertagia ostertagi, 765 nucleotides. The record is from the annotation of a GenBank genome assembly. NCBI's taxonomy places the organism in Eukaryota, Metazoa, Nematoda, Chromadorea, Rhabditida, Trichostrongylidae.
CAACAUUUCCCCUGGAAUCGGCUACCAAAGGAGUUACGGGUGAAAAUUCUUCAGAAUCUCUCACGAAGUGAUCUUGACAAAUGCAGAUUGCUGAAUCGGGAGACAUCCGAGCUUGUUCGGUCCAAUGAACGAUGGAUGAAGAGAAGGCAGAUUGAAUACUUGAAAUGUCUUCCAAUGGAACGAUCUUGUCCUGAUUCCAGAGCAUUGGAUGCACGUUUCGUAGGCGUAUUGUAUAUUGAAGAAGGAGAACUCAAGUCGGUGGUCAGGCAUUUGAAGACGUUCACCAUGGUUCCGAGUUACCUUUCGAGGCUGCUUAAAAAGUCCAACGUUCAUCAUCUGGAGAUCGCCAAGGUCGUAGACCGAAAAACAAUGAGUUUUCCUAAAAUUAGAACAAUAAUUCCAAGUAAACUUCAGGGACCUUGGACGGACAGUCACCUGUCGUCGAUUUUGUCGAGUCUGCUGGAGACGGAUUGCCAUGUGCAUAGGCUAAUGGUAACGAAGGCAUCAAUGGCUACUGUGACGUCUUCCAUGCUUCUUCUAUUCCUUCAAGAACUCGAUCCCAUAGAAAUAUGCUUCUCCCAAGUCCGGGACUGUUCGCGGGACAAUUUCAGCCCGGAGGUGCUCACUUCAUUUUUUUCUGUCACCUGUUUGCAAGGUGAACUUAUCCCCAUAGAUGACGAGAUCCUAGCCAAGCUCACUGCCAGCACUUUCGUCAUUGGCGCUCCGAAUAUGAUCACCGUGGACGGUCUGGUGUCAUUCAUCAAG